Bombina bombina (fire-bellied toad) is the source of this 3529-nucleotide messenger RNA. It is a transcript of the gene LYAR, whose product is annotated as Ly1 antibody reactive. The record is from RefSeq and is a predicted model, not a curated record. Gene Ontology annotation, biological process: negative regulation of transcription by RNA polymerase II; rRNA processing. Gene Ontology annotation, molecular function: DNA binding. NCBI's taxonomy places the organism in Eukaryota, Metazoa, Chordata, Amphibia, Anura, Bombinatoridae. The transcript is spliced from 9 exons. Bases 141 to 1229 code for a protein of 362 amino acids. Gene Ontology annotation, cellular component: nucleolus.
UUUCUACUAGUAGUAGGGAAGAGUUUAGGGGAGGGAACGGAAAUGAGGUAGGUAGUACAGGUUACGUGAUUUAGGGAAGACACACGUGGAUACAGAGGGAGGCGAAGCAUACUAUUCUCAUCUCUUCUGUGUCAUCCAUCAUGGUGUUUUUUACAUGCAAUGGAUGUGGUGAAUCCUUGAAAAAAGGACAAGUAGAAAAACAUGUGGCAAUUUGCAGAAAUUGUCAAUGCCUUUCUUGUAUUGACUGUGGUAAAGAUUUCUGGGGUGAUGAUUAUAAAGAGCAUCUGAAAUGUAUUAGUGAAGAUCAAAAGUAUGGUGGUAAAGCUUUUGAAGCCAAAGCAAACAAAGGAGACGUGAAACAGCAACAGUGGAUACAGAGGAUUCAAGUGGUAAUGGAAAAACCUGGUAUCAGUGCAAAAAUAAAGAGUAUUUUAAAUCAGAUUAGUUCAUAUGAUAAUGUUCCACGGAAAAAAGCAAAGUUUCAGAACUGGAUGAAGAACAGCUUAAAGAUUCAAAAUCAAGCUUUGCAGGACCAGGUGUGGGAGAUUUUUUCAGAGGCUACAAGCAAUGCAGUUGGGACCCAGGAUAAUCAAAACCAAGCUGAAGUAAUACCUCCUGAAAACAAAACCAGACCGUCCGAGGCAGUAGAAGAAAUUAAUAACAAAAAGAAAAACAAGAGGGAACGUAAGGAAGAAAGACAGAAACAGAACAAGAAAGAAAAGAAAGAACUACAUUCGGAGGAGCAGCUGGAGGAGGAUGGGAAUAAGAAAAGCAAGAAGCGUAAGAUUCAAGAUAAAGAUGUAACUGAAAAUAUAGAUGAUGCCAAACAGAAGAACAAGAAGAAACCUGACAAUGAAAGCGACCAUGAGGAGAAUGAUCUGGCUGUAAACAGUGACCAUGAAUAUGAUGCACCAAUAUAUGGCAAAAAAAGAAAGCAGAAGGAGGAGACAGAUGUUAUAGACAGUGAGGAAAAUUCUGCUGAUGAGAAUAAAAAAAGCAAUAUUGGAGGUAAAUUUAACUGGAAGGGAACGAUCAAGGCUGUACUGAGGAAUGAUCCUGACCAUGAGUUGCCAAUUAAAAGAUUGAGGAAAAAGGUCAUAGCUCAGUACUAUGCUGUAUCUUCCGUGCAACAUAAGUCUGAAGAGGAACUCCUUGCAACAUUUAACAAGAAAAUACGCAACAAUCCAAAAUUUAAAGUUUUUAAGGAUAGAGUAAAACUUUUAAAAUAGCUACUCAAUUUUAAAUCUUAUUCUAAUCUGCAUUUAAAUUAUUUCUUAAAGCAUUUGAAAUGUUCAUGGUUUUAUGCAGUUACCUGAUGUCUUAACAUCAUUCCACUUCAACUUGGUCAAUUAUUUAAACUACUAUAUAUUGUGGUUUUGCUCAUCUCUGCUUCACUUAAAGGGACAGUCUACACUUUAGUCAUCUUAAAGUCUUCCCUUUAGAUUACGCUGCAAAUAGCCUCCUGUAACUCUUUCUAUAUCAUGCAGCAGGAACUGUAAAAAAAAGUUAUUUUAAAAUAAAUUUUGUUUCUGGCCACUUUGAAAUGGCUGCCAAGCUGCGCCCAAUGAUGACAUCACAAUUUGGGUUCCAUAUGGUGUCUAAUCACUAAAGGCUCACUAGUUGGAUUCAACAGACUGUCAAUGCUAUUCAGCAGAGGGCCUAGAAGAUGCAGCCUAGAUCAUGAUGUCAUCAGUGGGCUGAGCUUGGCAGCCAAUUCAAAGUGGCCAGAAACAAUAUUAAUUUUAAAAUAACUUUUUUUCCAUUCCUGGUGCAUGAGGAUAUUUGCAGCUUAAUCUAAGGUAAGAUGUCUAAGAUGUAGACUGUCCCUCUAAAUUGCCAACACAAAAAAAAGAGAAUCUUGGUCUCAAUUCGUUUGAAUAGCAUAUACAUUUAGCUUGUUGGAAAAAUUAGAUUAGUUUCAAGUGGUGCAGCUCCAAAUCUGAACUCAGCUGAUGAUUGGUGGAAUUGUGUGACUGCUGCUGCCGAUUGGCUCACCAGCUUAUUCCUGCUGGAGACAGUUCUCUGCUCCGAAACAGGACUUUAUAUGUUAAACUUUUUGCAGGAGUUAAAAGGACAGUCUAUACCUUAGUCAUCUUUAAGGUAUACUAAAACCAAAUUUUUUCUUUCUUGAUUCAGAUAGAGCAUGCAAUUUUAAGCAACUUUCUAAUUUACUCCUAUCAAUUUUUCUUCGUUCUCUUGCUAUCUUUAUUUAAAGGAAUUUAAUGCUUAGGAGUAGGCCCAUUUUAUGUUCAGCACCCUGGAUGGUGCUUGCUUAUUGGUGGCUACAUUUAGCAAACCAAUAAGCAAGCAUAACCCAGGUUCUGAACCAAAAAUGGGCCAGCUCUUAAGCUUUACAUUCCUGCUUUUUAAAUAAAGAUAACAAGAGUACGAAGAAAACUUGAUAAUAGGAGUAAAUUAGAAAGUUGCUUAAAAUCAUGACAGGAAAAAAAUUGGGUUAAGUUUUUCUUUAAUGUCUUACUUUAGAUUAAAGGACCAGUCAACACUGUAGAUUUGCAUAAUCAACAAAUGCAACAUGAGUAGUAGAUUUUUUUUCUGACAAUUUUUUAAAAGUUAUGUCUUUUUCCACUCCCCCUGUACCAUGUGACAGCAAUCAGCCAUUCACAAAUGCAUACACACUUAUUCUUGCACAUGCUCAGUAGGAGCUGGUGACUCAAAAGGUUUAAAUAUAAAAGACUGUGCACAUUUUGUUAAUCAAAGUAAAUUAGAAAGUUGUUUAAAAUUGCAUGCUCUGUCUGAAUAAUGAAAGUUUAAUUUUGAUUGAGUGUCCCUUUAAGCUGCAAAUAUCCUCGUACACCCUUUUUUAUAUCAUGCAGCAGUAACAGUAAAAAAAUUAUUUUAAAAUGAAUAUUGUCUAUGGUCACUUUAAAAUGUCUGCCAAGCUCUUCCCACUGUUGACAUAACGAUCUGGGCUGCAUCUAUUUUCCCUGCUGAAUAGCAUUUAACAGUCUGUGGAAUUUUUUCACUGUUACUGCUGCAUGAUAUAGAAAGAGUGCAGGAGGAUAUUUGCAGUUUAGUAUAAAGUAAAACUUUAAAAUUACUAAGGUGUAGACUGUCCCUUUAAACACAGAGCUAGAACAUUCCAUAUUUGCACUAGAAUGUCCCUCCAAGUUGAAAUUUCUUGUACAGAGAAUUUGGCCAUUUUAAGCCUUUCUAUUGCAUAUUCUAAAAAUGUUCUAUUUUCCCCAAGUUUAAUGUUUUUUUUGUUUUACCCAAAUAACAAGCUUCAUUUGUUUUCCUUCAUAAAUUUAGAGCUAAAAUAACAGCCAGUUAGCAUGUUAUUACUGUAAAUAGUCUAUGGUAUAGCGUUUGGCAGUGGUUUGAUUACCCAAGAACAGCUAAAGGUUAAGAUACUGUAUUUUAGUGUGUACAUUGGAAUCAUUCUACUGCAUUGUCUUCAAUAACAAAAAAUUCUACUUUUUUUUUUUUACAGUUGUUUAUGCCUGAAUUAAGUGAAUAGAUUGUUGUCUACAAUAAGAACUGUACUAUAAAGCUGUAUUUGGAUAUUUCA